AUGAAGGCCCCUCGGCGGAGCUGCAGGGUACUGCAGAAAAGGCCUCAGCUUCUGGAAACCCCAGAUCUCUCCCUCCCCCGCCCUCACCUCCUCCCCCGCAGUUCGAAACCCUAA
Molecule: messenger RNA, 114 nt
Organism: Spirodela intermedia
Lineage: Eukaryota; Viridiplantae; Streptophyta; Magnoliopsida; Alismatales; Araceae
Source: the annotation of a GenBank genome assembly